AUGGACCACGCGAGAACAUGGGUUGGCAACAAAAGACGUAAACUGGCCUCCAAGGUGGAACAAAAUGGAGGCAUGUCUCAUUCCUUCUCCAGUCACGGACUCACUGGGGGAUUACUCUCCAAUCACUCAUUAGCUGGAGGUUUACUGUCCAAUCACGGCCUGGCUGGCGGGGCGCUGCUUCCUGCUGAACUGGCUGCGGCGCGCAACAUCCAGAACCGCGUUCACCUUCUGCCCCCAUCCUCAUCCUUCCCUUCUUUCUCCUCGACAUCAUCCUCCCCUUCCUCUUCCUCUCCCCACAGCAACGGAAGCAACAACAACAACAACAAUGACGUCAUACUGACCGGGAUUUACUCUCUAAACUCUGCCCCGCCUCCCAGGCCGAGACCCUCAGCCCCGCUAUCUCAGUCAGACUCCGAACUUCCAGCAAACACAUCCACCACCUCUCUGAUCAGCCGGGCCCUUCAGAGCAGGAACAGCUCCACUUCCUCGCCCCACCACUCCAAGCUAGUGUCGCUUACUCAAAACCUCCCCCCCCUCACGUCUGCCUCAGGGCCUUUAGUCUACACUGCAAUCAGGAAGGGAGCUGUAUCCCUUGUGGAGGCGGGGCUAAGUGCAGGAGCAGGGGUGAUACCUCACAGCUGGACCAGGCAGUACGGUGCAGCGCAAACCACCCCCUGGUCCUCUUCCUCACAGUCCCAGCCUCAGCACAGACCUCACUCCAACCCCCAACCUCAACUUCAACCACCUGCCCCUCAGAAGACUCAGGUCUCCGCCCCAGUUCAAAACUGCGGCCCCUCCUCCGAACAGUCACCUCGUAUCCAGCAGGUGUUCACCCUGUCAGAAAUAAGCAAGGGAGACAAGCUCAAGCCGAGUCAUGCGUCUGCCCCGAAAAGCCCGGAGAGUCAUAGGCCGGCGCCCCACCCUCUGGACGCCAGUCCCAACUUCUCCAUCGCCAUGGAAACUGGGUAUGAAGAAGACGAGUGGCAAAGGGAAGAGGAGUUGGCAAACAUGGCCGCUCAGACACACAUCCACAGGGAGCGGACGCCAACCAGCCCGAGCGGGGCCGAAGUGUCAGUUGGGAGAGGAAGAAACACCCCCCCGAUGACGAGCUCCAGACCCUCAGCGCUUCACAGCAGCUACUCCGUCACAGCACAGACCUCACCUCCAGGGGAAUCUAGCGCACAGACUUCAGUCGGUGUGUCUGCUGCCCCCUGGGUUAUCAGCAAUUCCAGAAAAAGAACACUGCAGGAUCGGACCCAGUUCAGUGAUGGGGAUCUCCUCCAACUGAAGCGCUACUGGGACCGAGGCAUGACCAGCCUGGGCUCAGUGUGCAGGGAAAAGAUCACCGCCGCUGCAAACCAACUCAAUGUAGACACUGAAAUAGUCAAGGUAAAGCAACUCAAAAGGAUUGGAUUUGUUCUAUUACCGGUGUUAAACAAAUACAGAAAAAUCUUUAAAAAGCGUAAGUUCCUCCUUGGGUUACAUAUCCUCAGUACCCUUGAAACUAAAGAGAUGUCUUGUGGACUUAGCGAGUUGUGAGCCUUAUUCACAAUGUCUAGCCACUUGUCUGUGACAUUUAGUGAAAACAAGACCAUUUGACUCGUCUGAACUUUAGAGAGCUGAAAGAAAACAGGAAAGAACUUUUGUAGGUCAUAGAAGUUUUAUGACUUACCUACGUAAAGUUGUGUAAAAGUCACAGUUAUAUAUCAGCGCUACAGUAGGAAUGCUGAUGGACUAAAUAUAGCCUCUCAGUCCUGACACACACAUGACCCGUGUGCGGCCAUCUCACUUACUGGGGAGAUUAUUGUGAGG
This is a messenger RNA of Notothenia coriiceps (black rockcod), 1812 nucleotides long. Its product is annotated as highly divergent homeobox-like. Bases 1 to 1539 code for a protein of 512 amino acids. NCBI's taxonomy places the organism in Eukaryota, Metazoa, Chordata, Actinopteri, Perciformes, Nototheniidae. The record is from RefSeq and is a predicted model, not a curated record. The transcript has 4 exons.